ACGAACAUCAUCUGGUCCUCGCUGCCACCUCGCCAUAACUUGGCCUCUGCCAUCACUUGACCCUCGUUGUCACCUUACAAACCCCAGGCUGGCCACUUCCGAAGCCCCCGACGCCAUGGAGGAGUGGGAUGUACCCCAGAUGAAGAAGGAGGUCGAGAGCCUCAAGUACCAGCUGGCCUUCAAGAGGGAGAUGUCCUCCAAGACCAUCCCCGAGCUCCUCAAAUGGAUCGAGGAUGGCAUCCCCAAAGACCCCUUCCUGAACCCAGACCUGAUGAAGAACAACCCCUGGGUGGAGAAGGGCAAGUGUGCCAUCCUGUGAGCCCAGGCCCAACUCUGCUUGUGA
Marmota flaviventris (yellow-bellied marmot) is the source of this 343-nucleotide messenger RNA. It is a transcript of the gene Gng13, whose product is annotated as G protein subunit gamma 13. The record is from RefSeq and is a predicted model, not a curated record. Gene Ontology annotation, biological process: phospholipase C-activating G protein-coupled receptor signaling pathway; sensory perception of taste. Gene Ontology annotation, molecular function: G-protein beta-subunit binding. Gene Ontology annotation, cellular component: heterotrimeric G-protein complex. Lineage: Eukaryota; Metazoa; Chordata; Mammalia; Rodentia; Sciuridae.